AACGCGCGCUCAAAGUCAGUGCUUGAUAAUAAGAUAUACCAUAUACUACAUACAUAUGUGGAGCAUCGGCGAUAAAUAUUGUACACAUUUUUUUAAAAAUAUGUUUGACUCGUGUGCGACGCCGAGCAAUGUAGUACGCUAAUUAUUUUUCUGCACUCAUUUUGCGAUUGUCUGUUGCAAUUCGGCUAUUGGUGUCCGUUUUCCUGGCGAAAGAAAUAUAUUAAGUUGUUUAAAAUACCAUCCGUACCGCGAAUAAGUUUCGAGUUUUUAUAAUGAGAGAGAAAUAUCUUGACGAAAAGUCUUGUUGCAACUGUAAAUAACAAUGCACCCCAUUUUUAAAUGGUUUAAAUUUAACGCCAUUAAGUUUAACAUUAAAGUCAUUUGUGCUCAUAAAGACCCUUACACCAAUAAAUUUAUUUAAAGCACACAUUUUACAAGACAGUUUUUGCACAAUUUACUGAAUUGUCGUUGAGUUCUGGACUGCCUAUGAAUCCGAGUGCAUAAAAGUAAUUAAAAAAGUUAAUGUAAAUUGUCUUUAACCGAAAAAUGUCCACAGAAUAUAUAAAUAAAAUCAAAAAAUAUAAUUGUACGCGGGUGCUGUUCUGAGAGCAAACAAGUGUCAAUACUGUGCAAUCAAUACCAAUGAGAAAUGUGACUAAACAACCAAAGGAAAUCAAUUGUGCCAAACCUCGUUGAAAGACAACAAAUUAAAAAAGCGCCUAACGGCUAACGGUCUAAGUUAGCAAUUAGUACCCAGUUACCAAUUUAUCCGCCCUCAUCCGAAUCGAGAACUUAGCGCCACGCCAUGAGCAUCAUCGACAGCGGCAAGUACCGCUUGCGCAAGGACUGGGCCAGCGCCUCCAUUCCGUCCUUGGUGAACAUCGACGAGCACGACGGCGACUCCGGGGACACGGAGGGCAGCCUUAAUGCCACGGCCCCUCUGCCUCCACAGAAGCCCCCGCGGCGCAGCUCCCUGGCCCUCGGACUGUUUUCCAGCAAAUCUGACAAGAACCAAAAGCGCCGCAGCUCCAUAGCCGUCUCCUUCCUGCGGCGGGAUAGUAGUAAGAACUCCACCAAAGACUCGUAUGAAUCGGCUGUGCGCAGCGAGAAGUCCGAUGGCUCCGGCACACCCACCAGCCCGGAGAUCGUGUACAGCUCCGAGGAAAAUAUUCGGGCCAGCUCCCCAAACGAUCCGGGCAAGCAGACCUUCUUUGAGGACGGCAGCCAAUCGCCGCGUCCAGUGCUCCAGGGGCUGAACACCUCGUACGAGGGACCUCAAAAUGACCGCCAGAGGCGCAGGCGCAGCUCGCUGCAGACCAAGCUGGACCGGCAUCGCCGCAAGAAGAUGGAGUACAUCAACCAGAGGAGCCUGGACUCCGGCAUGAUGUGCAGCGAGUCCCAGAGCGACCUGACCAACGAAAGCUUGAUCGAGGCGUCCGGCAGCUUUGCCAACGGAAACGACGACGAGGACGACAUCAUCGAUCCCAGCCACGGGGAGUACUUUCCACGAGAGAAGCGCCACUCCUGGUGGAACAUCUUUGUGCCCGACAAUUUCAAAAACAGGUCACGUAGGGCUAGUCAAGAUGUUUCCAGUUUGUCACGCAGCGUUGACAAUUUGGCGAUACCCGUGCGCAGGAGCAAAUCGCGAAGCGUGGAUCACGGCCUUGCGGCUCCAUUCGACUUGGAUUCGCUCCGCUCUAAAGUGGAGCAGCGCUUCGAGAGCGUCGACAAACUAUCAAGGCAAAAGUCUUCAUUACCCACCAUACCCACCAUUUCCUACACCGUGGGCAAUCGCGACACCCUGACCUCCGUGGCCGCCCGGUUCGACACCACGCCCUCGGAGCUGACCCAUCUGAACCGGCUGAACAGCUCUUUCAUCUACCCGGGCCAGCAGCUGCUGGUGCCGGACAAGAGCGCCAAGGACGACGCCUCCAGCAGCUCCACCCACGACGCGGACGGGGCCAGUCUGUCCGGAAAAUCGAGUCCGGUCGAGCGCAAGGUGUCAGGCGACGAGAGCCGCGAGAAAGACAUACUCGAGGGCCUGCGCCCCGGAUCCCCAAAACCGGGACACAUUGAGCGCGUGGGCGGCAGCAGUCAGCAGCAGGCGGAGGAGGAGGCCAACAAAAGCGACGACCCGGUGAUCACCCAGCGCUUCCUGAAGAUCAAUGUGCGCCACAUCACGGACGGACAAGGCGUGGUGGGCGGCGUCCUCCUGGUCACGCCCAACGCCGUUAUGUUCGAUCCCAACGUCAGCGAUCCCCUGGUCAUCGAGCACGGCCCGGAGAGUUACGGCGUCAUUGCGCCAAUGGAGCUGGUGGUCAACGCCGCCAUCUUCCACGACAUUGCGCACAUGAGAGUGGCCGGAGGAGCAGGUCAGAGCAUGAACUCCGGCUCGGGUGACUCGGAGAAGCCGGAGAUCUACUAUCCCAAACCAGUAUUAAUCGAAGAAGACUCCAAGGAGCUAUCCGAGCAGCAGCCGUUGCUGGGCGAAGACGGUAAUAAACGCUUGGAUGAUAUAGAGUCGCUGGAGAUCGCUGACGACCAAGAGUCGCUUUGCUCCAGCACUGGACGCGAUGGCGACGCGUUUCCCAAAGCCUUCGACCGCGAACGUGUGGAGGACUCUUCUACGGAAGCCAAAGAUAGCUCUAAGACUGACGGUAUAGACGAUGAAGACAAGAAGGCCGGUCGGGGCCUCUCCAGCACUCGCUCCACCCUUGAGGAGCGGCGCAAGAGUUUGUUGGAUCACCACUGGGCCAUUCCGAGUAAAGACCGAUCCUCAGAAGAUGAGGCCGACAACGAGUCUAACGUAACCGUGGACAGCGGUGCACGAGUCCAGGAACCGCACUCGGCCAAUAGCUCGGUCAGCGGAGUACCGCUUAGCCAGCCCCCUGUGGCUGCUGUUGCAGCUGCCGCAGCGGUUGGACCUGCCGUUGCUCCUCUGCCUCCCUCGGGCAUCGACCUGGAGCACUUAGAGCAGCUAUCCAAGCAGUCGUGCUACGACUCGGGCAUCGAUAUUCGCGAGCCCGUUCCGAACGUACACCCGAUACCAAAGAAAACCGUCUACAGCGACGCGGACAUUGUCCUCAGCUCCGACUGGGUACCACCGAAAACCAUUGUGCCGACGCACUUCAGCGAGUCCCCGCCUCGCAGCACCAUUCUCGGGCAGAGCCUCGACGCCGGCACAGGAGGCGUCCGUAAAAAGACCUCAAGCGUGAGCUUUAGCGUCGACGACGAGGCCGCUCAGCAGGCUCAGGCCCAGGCGGCUGCACUGGCUGUCACUGACAAGCAGGCGGAGAAGAAGAGCAAGAUGCUAAAACGUCUCUCAUACCCCCUGACAUGGGUGGAGGGCUUGACUGGGGAGGGUGGAGCUGUGCCGCCCGGGGGCGUGGGCAUUGGAAGCCUGAACAAGUCAGGAGACACAGACUCGGCACCCAACACGGGUGACUCCAACCAAAGUGUAUUUUCGAAAGUAUUCUCAAGACGUUCCUCAAUCGGUACCUUUAUUCGUCCUCACUCUUCAGAGGGCACUUCGUCCAGCACUAAGCUGAAGGAGGCCAAGCAGGCGCCCAAACUGGACUACCGCUCCAUGGUCUCCAUGGACGACAAACCGGAACUCUUUAUAAGUGUGGACAAACUCAUCCCAAGACCGGCCCGAGCCUGCCUUGACCCACCAUUGUAUCUACGCCUGCGCAUGGGCAAGCCCAUUGGUAAGGCCAUUCCGCUGCCAACCUCUGUCAUGUCCUACGGGAAGAACAAGUUGCGCGCUGAGUACUGGUUCAGUGUGCCAAAGAAUCGCGUUGAUGAGCUCUAUCGCUUCAUAAACACCUGGGUGAAACACCUGUACGGUGAGCUGGACGAAGAGCAGAUCAAGGCGCGUGGUUUUGAGCUGAUUCAAGAGGACACCGAGUGGACCAAGAGCGGCACCACCAAAGCCGGCAUGGGAAGCGGCAGCCAGGAUGGCGAGGAGAUAAGCGACCUGACCCGCGAGUCCUGGGAGGUGCUGUCAAUGAGCACAGAUGAAUAUCGCAAGACCUCACUUUUUGCCACAGGCUCAUUCGACUUGGACUUCCCCAUACCAGACCUGAUCGGCAAGACAGAAAUCCUUACAGAGGAGCAUCGCGAGAAGCUCUGCUCACAUCUGCCGGCUAGAGCCGAGGGAUACUCCUGGUCCCUGAUCUUCAGCACCUCACAACAUGGUUUCGCACUGAACUCCCUGUACCGCAAAAUGGCUCGUCUGGAGAGUCCAGUUCUGAUUGUCAUUGAGGAUACGGAGCACAACGUAUUUGGUGCCUUGACCUCCUGCUCACUGCAUGUGUCGGAUCACUUUUACGGCACCGGUGAGUCCCUGCUCUACAAGUUUAACCCGAGCUUCAAGGUGUUCCAUUGGACUGGUGAGAAUAUGUACUUCAUCAAAGGCAACAUGGAAAGCCUUUCGAUUGGCGCUGGAGACGGUCGUUUUGGCCUGUGGCUGGAUGGGGACCUGAACCAGGGACGAUCGCAGCAAUGCAGCACAUAUGGCAAUGAGCCUCUGGCGCCACAAGAAGACUUUGUUAUCAAAACACUCGAAUGCUGGGCAUUUGUUUAAGUGAAUUUCUGUUGUCGACAACAAACAUAUUUAAGGAUGGGAGCGAGGGCCUCCUGUCGGCCUAUCUAUUUAAAUAAUUAUAUGUACUUGUACUAAAAACCAACAACCUGAGAAAGAUGUCAAAAGCUGGUGUGCGUCCAAGAAUCCGUCGGACCGGUCCACACAGCCCGAACCCCAAAUCACAUGAAUACACCAACACCACAUAAAAAAGGAUCUGCUCUGAAGAAAAAUGCUUGUGAAAAUUCGGUUCUCGGAAGCAAAUGCGAGUUAUCUAUGCGUUGGAACGUAUUAAUUAUUUAGUUUUUAUAUCAUAUAUUAUUAAACAAAAGCAACUAAAUUAUGUGUUAGACUUAAACAAAACAAAACACGAAAAAACCCGAAAGGCAGACUAGCGACACGGAAAGCUAAGCGAAAACAGUUGAGGAUAACAUUAGAGGUCAUCACACAUCUCCAUGAAUAAUAUGGCACACGCUUACACCCACAUACACCCACACAAACUCACAUUAAGUUUAGUUCUUAUUAACGAAAAUUAUAAACAACAAAUUGUGAGAAGAAACAUAUAGCAAAAAGCAGGUUUUUAUAAUUUAUCGUGUAUACUUCUCUUGUUUUAUUUCAGUUUGAAUUCAGUUUCGACUGUAUGAGUUGCUAAAGUUAUUGAGAACAUUGUGAAAGAGCAAGCUAAGGAGAUGAGAAAAAUAAAAAGAAUGUCGAUAUAAUUUUUAGUGCAAAAGUGCUGAUUGCAAGUAUAACUAAAGCAAAGAUAACUUUUAACGAUUUGACAUUUAUAUAUAUGUAAAGAAGAAGCUGAUAGCGAGCGUUUUAUUUUUUAGUUUUACACGAUAUACAUAUAUUUAAUUAUGAUUAUUUUAAUGCUAAUGAUGUUGACUUUUACGCAAUUAUACUAAAACUAAAACAACACCAGAUUGAAAUACACAUUAUUAUACAACCAAA
Molecule: messenger RNA, 5536 nt
Organism: Drosophila teissieri
Lineage: Eukaryota; Metazoa; Arthropoda; Insecta; Diptera; Drosophilidae
Gene: mtd
Product: TLD domain-containing protein 2
Exons: 18
Coding region: 806-4585 (1259 amino acids)
Biological process (GO): response to oxidative stress
Cellular component (GO): nucleus
Source: RefSeq, a predicted model, not a curated record